AUGGCAAGCGCUGUCCUCCCCCAGAAGCGGGUGCUGGGUGAGACCCUCACUCGUCAGAAUAUCCCAUCUUCCCCUUCAUCGAUCAAGAAGCGCAAGGUCGAUGCCUUCCAGUCCUCGCCGGCCGCCGCCAGAGCCCCCAGCUCGCAGAACGACCCCCGAUCAAAGAUGAACUCGAGCCAGCCCAAGAGUGCCUUCGAGUCUGAAGUUCUCGAGAAGCUGAGCCAAGACUUGUCAGACCGGAAAAAGAACAACACAGAAAAAGAUCAGGCAUGGGAGCGACCGCCUGUCGUCGACUUCGAGCCUGAGCGAGACAGUCUCUGUUUCCAGUCUAUUGAGGCUGAAGAGGGGACAUUGCACGGCGGAAGGGCAACCGUCAAGCUCUUUGGUGUCAACGAAGCCGGCAACUCGGUAAUGCUGCACGUCACCGAUUUCAAGCACUACCUGUAUGUUCCUGCCCCUGUCAAUUUCCAACCGCAAGAUUGCGCCGCCUUCAAGGCGUAUUUGGAGACACAGGUGGCUCAGCACCAGCCGACCAUCCAUUCGGUUGCCUUUGCCAUGAGAGAAAGUAUCUACGGAUUCCAGGGAAACCAGUCCAAGCCAUACCUCAAGGUCACGGUGACGGAUCCCAAGUUCAUUAACAAGGUUCGAUCAACCAUCCAGCAUGGCAAUGCCAAUUGGAAGCGCAUGUGGAAGAACGACGGCGAGAUCCAGACUUUCGACAACAUCCAAUAUGUGCUACGAUUCAUGGUGGAUUGCAAGGUCCGAGGAAUGUCAUGGGUGGAAGCCCCGGCAAAGACCUUCCAGCUCCUUCCCGAGAACCUUCGCCAAUCCAACUGUCAGAUCGAGGCUGAAGUGAGCUAUCUCGACCUCAUUGCUCACGAGCCGGUCGGUGAAUGGUCCAAGAUGGCCCCCCUGCGAAUCCUGUCCUUCGAUAUUGAGUGUGCUGGCCGAAAGGGUAUCUUCCCUGAAGCACAACACGACCCCGUCAUCCAGAUCGCCAACAUUGUGACGAAAUACGGAGAGAAGAAGCCCUUUGUUCGAAACGUGUUUUGUCUCCAAGAGACGAGUUCCAUUGUUGCAACUCAGAUUCUCGAGUUCGAGAAAGAGGAGAAGAUGCUCAGCGAAUGGCAAAAGUUCUUGAUCACGACGGACCCUGAUAUCAUUACCGGCUACAACAUCUCGAACUUCGAUUUCCCCUACCUUCUGGAUCGAGCAAGACAUCUCAAGGUCAGCGGCUUUGAGUACUGGACUCGAAUCCCGAGCGUGGCGUCCAAGGCCAAGGAAACCAACUUUUCGAGCAAGCAAAUGGGCAACAGAGACACGAAAGCCACCAACACCAACGGUCGACUUCAGCUGGAUAUGUUGCAACUGAUCCAGCGAGAUCACCACCUCCGAAGUUACACCCUGAACUCGGUAUGUGCCAAUUUCUUGGGCGAGCAGAAGGAGGAUGUCCAUCAUACAAUGAUUACUGAGCUUUUCAACGGUACCCCCGAAUCGAGACGGCGUCUUGCGCUGUACUGCUUGAAGGAUGCCUAUCUCCCACAAAGGUUGAUGGACAAACUCUCGUGUCUGGAAAACUAUACCGAAAUGGCGAGAGUCACGGGUGUGCCGUUCAACUUCUUGCUAUCUCGUGGUCAGCAAAUCAAGUUCAUCAGUCAGCUGUUCCGAAAGGCUCUGGAGCAGAAGCUCGUCAUCCCCAACCUCAAAUCUGAAGUGUCUGAUGAGCAGUACGAAGGAGCCACAGUUAUUGAGCCUACCAGAGGCUAUUACGACGUUCCGAUCGCCACACUGGAUUUCGCUUCUCUGUACCCCAGUAUCAUGCAAGCUCACAACCUUUGCUACACCACCUUGGUGAGCAAGAAGGCGAUUGAAGCGUUUGGUCUCCAGAAGGACGAGGACUACAUCGUCACGCCAAACGGCGACACCUUUGUAACGGUGAAGCAACGCAAGGGUUUGCUGGCGCAAAUUCUCGAGGAAUUGCUUGCUGCCCGAAAACAGGCCAAGCGCGAAUUGGCGGUUGAGAAGGAUCCCUUCAAGAAGGCUGUGUUGAACGGUCGCCAGCUGGCUCUGAAGAUCAGCGCAAACAGUGUGUACGGCUUGACAGGUGCGACAACAGGAAAGCUCCCCUGCCUGGAGAUUGCCAGUAGCACAACGAGUUUUGGUCGCAAGAUGAUUGAGAAGACCAAGGAGGAGGUUGAAAACCGAUACAACAUCGCCAACGGUUACUCGCACGACGCUCAGGUUAUUUACGGUGAUACGGAUUCGGUCAUGAUCAAGUUCGGCACCAAGGACCUGAAGGAAGCCAUGAAGCUCGGCGAGGAGGCGUCGAAAUACGUGUCGGACAAGUUUGUGAAGCCCAUCAAGCUUGAGUUCGAGAAGGUGUACUUCCCAUACCUGCUCAUCAACAAGAAGCGUUAUGCAGGUCUGUACUGGACGAAGCCGGAGAAGUACGACAAGAUGGACACCAAGGGUAUCGAGACGGUCCGACGUGACAACUGUCUGCUGGUGCAGACGGUGAUUGAGAAGGUGCUGCGAAUGAUUCUGAUCGACCAGGACGUCCAAGGUGCACAAGAAUAUGUCAAGGAGACGAUUGCGGAUCUGCUGCAAAAUAAAGUCGACAUGUCGAAAUUGGUCAUUACCAAAGCGCUCACAAAGGACGAUUAUGCAGCAAAACAGGCCCACGUCGAGCUGGCUCAGCGCAUGAAGAAGCGCGACGCUGGCUCGGCCCCGGGACUCGGUGACCGAGUGGCCUACGUCAUGGUCCGAGGCGCCGCCGGCGCCAAGAACUUCGAGAAAUCGGAGGACCCCAUCUACGUGCUGGAACACAAUGUGCCGAUAGAUACGCGCUACUAUCUGGACAACCAACUGGCCAAGCCACUGGGCCGUAUCUUUGAGCCGAUUCUCGGGGAGACUAAGGCACGCUCGCUUCUGACGGGAGACCAUACACGCACCAUCUCGGUUGCGGCUCCUACCGUCGGUGGCCUCAUGAAGUUUGCAAAGAAGACGCAGACCUGCAUGGGCUGCAAGAAACCUCUGACAGGCAAGGAGGAGGCUCAGGGAGCGGUGUGCUCUAACUGCGCGCCUCGCGUGGGAGAGCUCUAUAAUAAGACGCUUGAUCGAGUUUCGGACCUCGAGGUGCGUUUUGGGCGACUGUGGACCCAGUGCCAGCGCUGCCAGGGCAGUAUGCACUGCGAGGUUAUCUGCAGCAGCAAAGAUUGCCCUAUCUUUUACAUGCGCAUGAAGGCCAAGAAGGACCUGGAGGACGCGGGCCGUGAAUUGUCUCGCUUCGAUGCCGACCAAGCAGCCAUCUGGUAACGGCUGUAAAGGAAGACGUGUGGGAGAAGGGAGUAAUGAUGUUGAGAUUCGCGACGGGGAGGGGGAUCUCUCUCUCCUCGUCCGUGUCGAGCUACCCCUUGUUUGAUCUUUCUUUCUGUGGUUUUACUAUACGGAUAUAAGCAGUUGUGGGGGAAAAGAGUGACUGGCAGAGAGGGAUCUGUCGAGCCGGGCGGCAAGACGAGGCCAUGGGCGGGGAUACGAAAUGAAAGAGAAAGCUGCUGGGACAGGCGCAGGUGGAUGGACGGAUGGUACGCGCCCAGGUACAAGCAUAUUGAUUAGGCGCAGGCGCAGGCAUCGUGUUUUGAUUUUGUUGUCGUUGAAUGUACGUAAGGCGUUUCCGGAGGCUCGGGGCCGGGGCGGGAUUGGAGCUGGACCAGGGCCCAACGUCAUUGCAGAUAUCACCACAUUUUUUAUUAGUUUUAUCUGUAGUAUAGAGAACACAAGAGUGGCAUUGCAUUGUA
Molecule: messenger RNA, 3797 nt
Organism: Fusarium vanettenii 77-13-4
Lineage: Eukaryota; Fungi; Ascomycota; Sordariomycetes; Hypocreales; Nectriaceae
Exons: 3
Coding region: 1-3315 (1104 amino acids)
Biological process (GO): DNA-templated DNA replication; DNA replication proofreading; base-excision repair, gap-filling
Cellular component (GO): delta DNA polymerase complex
Molecular function (GO): 3'-5'-DNA exonuclease activity; nucleotide binding; DNA-directed DNA polymerase activity
Source: RefSeq, a predicted model, not a curated record